GUCAAGAAAGGCUGCAAAUAUAUUCAAUAAUACUUUUAAUUUGUCAAGUCGUGUUCGUCUCAAUAACAUUGUUGUUCCUUCUAAAAUGUUUGUAAAGUGAAAAAUUAUUGAAAAUAUUUUAAAAAAUCUUCUGAAAUUAUUUUAUAAUGAAAAAAAGAUACUAAAGAACAAAAGAAAAGGCAAUAAAAAACAUCGAUAAGAUAUCUUUGCACAGAAAAAAAAAAUAAUUUGUUAAAAUGCAUUUCUCGAUUCCUGAAACUCAAGAAUUUACAAACGGAGCAAAUGUCUUUACUGGUUUUAAUAUUUAUAUUAAUGGAAGUUUUCAUUGUUGUUUACGUUACAAACAACUGCACAGUCUUCACGAUCAGCUUAAACGAUCUUUGAUGAAUCUCUCUCUUCCGCAAUUUCCGCCCAAGAAACUUUUAACAUUGACACAUAAUGAAUUGGAACAACGACGACUGGCUUUAGAACGAUAUCUGCAAUUAAUUGGGCAGGAUCCAGUGUUAUCAAAGUCCAAUCUCCUUCGUACAUUCCUAUUGAAUGCUCAACAAGAAUCUGCUUUCAUUGAAACAUAUGGAACGACAAUUGACGUUUUCCUUAUGAAUGGCUACUCAAUUACUGUCAAUGUUUCGACAACAGAAAGUUCUUUGAAAGUAUUGGAGAAGUCACUUCGAGCAAUUGAUUUGCCUGAAGAUUUCACGUACUAUUUUGCCUUAUUUUUACUUCGAAAAGAAUCCGAUGGAAAAGUAACCCUGGUACGUAAGUUGAUGGAUUUUGAGUCUCCGUUUAUAUCAUUGAGAACAGCGAGUGAUUGUCAGAUUGUGAUAAGAAAGAAUUAUUGGGAUCCGAACUAUGAUUUAGAUCUAAUGCGAGACAGAAUCGCUUUGAAUCUCCUUUAUAUUCAAUCACUAAGCGAUAUGGAAAUGGAUUGGAUGAUCGCAAGUCCGGAAGUUCGUCAACGUUUGAGUUCUUUACAAGUUACAGGCAAUAAACAUGAAUACAUGAACAUCAUAAGAAAUCUGCCAUCAUACGGUUGUAUUCAAUUUUCCAAUGUUGAUUGUGAUUUUUUCGAGCCAAAAUCAAAAGCAACGAUUGUUAUCGGUAAUCAAGAACUUGGAAUUCGAACAAUGAAUGGCAAAGUCAUUCAAGAGACAAAGUUUCGUGUGACAAGAAUGCGAUGUUGGAGAGUGACAACAAUUUCCAGUGACACAAACAAUGAUAAGAAAAUUAAAACUCGUGAAAAAUGUCGUUAUACGUAUGAGCUUUCAUUUGAAUAUUUAAUGGCAAAGAACUGCCUCAAAUGGAUCAAAUUGGUGACAGAACAAGCAAUGCUGAUAUCUGUUUGUUUACAGAGUAUGGUGGAUGAGCUUUUAAAUCAAAAGAACGGUUAUGAUAUUAACAACAUUAAUACAACAUUGGCCUUAGAUCAACAACUAGAUUAUAUCAAGAGAGAUGAUAAUUCAAUCGGACGGUUAUCGGAAUCAACCAGUGACGGAUCCAUAAAUAGCCUGAAUGAAAUGAAACCAAUUACCAAAAUAUCAAACGAAACAGCAAAAUCAAAGAUUAAGAAUAAAGUGUCAACGUCAGUGUUCUUUAAGAACGGAAAAGAAUCUGUCCAGAAUGAAGCAUUCGAGAAUAUUGGUGACGACGAUCUUUGAAUAAUUCCACUUCUUUUUUAUGCUUAUUAUUAUUUUUCUUACUUUAAUUAACGGGGAUAUUCAUACAGGUUUAUGAUGGUGGUGUGAAGAGAACGAAACUGAUUAAAAAAAAUUUAGAAAUUACAACGAAACUUUGAAUAAGUCAACUUCACUUCACACCAACAUCAGGAUUAUAUUUUAAUUGUUUUAUGAAAUCAUUUACAAAGAAAAACAAAUCUAUUGGCCAGAGUUUUGAUAAGGAAUAAUGAAAUAAUUAUUCUUGGAUUGAUAACAGAGGUGUGCAUAAAAGUCCUAAUUGAGCACAAAUAACAAAGUUUUAAAUUUACCGAUCCUUAUGACUGUAAUUAAUGUUUUGAUAAUUUAAAUAAUCCAAUAAUUGACAGACUUUGAUCUUACAUAGACGAACAUAUUUAGUAGAUAAACGCUAUAGAUAAACAAAAUAAAAAUAAUUAACGAAAAA
Molecule: messenger RNA, 2118 nt
Organism: Clunio marinus
Lineage: Eukaryota; Metazoa; Arthropoda; Insecta; Diptera; Chironomidae
Source: the annotation of a GenBank genome assembly